AUGCAAAGAGACUACAAAUUAAGCUCUUUAUUCAAGCAAUGGUUGCAUAACUUGCAAAGUGAGAUUGGGAUUCUAGCUGAUGGCACCUUGGCUCUGAGACAAGUUCUAAUUCAGGGUGUAGACAUGUUUGGAAAGCGCAUUGGGUUUCUCAAAUUUAAAGCUGACAUUUAUAAGCCAGUUCCAGGUAUUGUAUUUGCAAGAGGACCUGCUGUGACUAUGUUGAUACUUCUGGAAUCAGAUGGUGAAACUUAUGCUGUCCUUACUAAACAGGCAAGGGUUCCUACUGGAAGAAUUAUUUUGGAAUUGCCUGCUGGAAUGUUGGAUGAUGACAAGGGUGAUUUCGUAUAA
Molecule: messenger RNA, 348 nt
Organism: Arachis ipaensis
Lineage: Eukaryota; Viridiplantae; Streptophyta; Magnoliopsida; Fabales; Fabaceae
Source: RefSeq, a predicted model, not a curated record